UAUCAUGGAAGAGAUUCGCCAGAGAAGACUGUUGAUGGUCCCAGCACCGUUCGAAGGCCAUUUCCCUUCGAUGAUGAACUUAGCCUCCUACCUUUUUUCCCAAGGGAUUUCAGUCACAGUUGUUCAAACCCAAUUCAACUUCAAAGAUCUCUCUGCUAGCUUCCCUGAUCUCAACUUCUUCACCAUAAAAGACGGCAUGUCAGAAUCCGACAUGAAGUCUCUCGGGCUCCUUGAAUUUAUCCUAAGGCUCAACUCUAUAUGUGAACCCAUUUUGAAAGAGCUUCUAAUCAUCAAUGAUGAUGUUGACUUUAUCAUAUAUGAUGAAUUUGUCUACUUCCCUCGAGGUGUUGCAGAAGAUCUUCAUCUUCCCAAUAUGAUCUUUAGUCCUUCUUCGGCGGCUACUUCGAUCAGCCGGUGCGUGCUUAUGGAUAACCAAUCAAAAGGGUUACUUCCUCCACAAGAAGCAAUAUCUCAGCUUGAAGAAAUGGUGCCAGAGUUUCAUCCCUUUAGAUUUAAAGAUCUGCCUGUGACAGCUUAUGGAUCUAUGGAGAGAUUAAUGAUCCUUUACGAGAAUGUAAGCAAUAGAUCUCCAUCUUCUGGCAUAAUACACAAUUCUUCAAAUUGCUUAGAGAGCUCAUUCAUAUCAACUGCACAAGAGAACUGGAGAGUUCCCGUGUACCCGGUUGGUCCACUCCAUAUGACCAAUCCCGCUACGUCAUGUCCGAGUUUAUUUGAUGAAGAAAGAAACUGUCUCGAAUGGCUUGAGAAGCAAGAAACAAACUCCGUGAUAUACAUAAGCAUGGGGAGUUUGGCGAUGACACAAGAGAUAGAGGCUUUGGAGAUGGCCAUAGGAUUUGUUGAGAGUAAUCAACCUUUCUUGUGGGUGAUCCGACCAGGCUCGAUAAUCGGACAAGAAUCCUUAGACUUCUUACCGGAACAAUUUAGGCAAACGGUAACCGACGGGAGAGGUUUUGUAGUGCAAUGGGCUCCACAGAAAGAGGUGUUAAGGCAUAGAGCAGUGGGAGGGUUUUGGAACCAUUGUGGAUGGAACUCAUGCCUGGAGAGCAUAAGUAGUGGCGUACCAAUGAUUUGCAUGCCAUAUUCUGGUGAUCAGAAAGUGAACGCUCGACUUAUGUCACAUGUUUGGCAAACCGCGUUUGAGAUCGAAGGUAAAUUGGAAAGAGGAAUUGUAGAGAGAGCUGUGAGGAGGCUCACUGUGGAUCAUGAAGGCGUAGAAAUGAGAAUGAGAGCCAUUAGACUUAAGGAGGAGAUUGAAGCUUCUGUCAGGAUAGGAGGCUCUUCUCGCAGUUCUUUAAACAGUUUGGUCGACAGAAUCAUGUCAUUAACAUCAUUACGAUCGCCUCCAAGCCACAACAUAAAAUGAGAAAAAGACUCACAAUUAUUUGUAUCAUUAACGAAGUAGUUGAUUGUGAAGAUUACAGUUGA
Molecule: messenger RNA, 1446 nt
Organism: Camelina sativa (false flax)
Lineage: Eukaryota; Viridiplantae; Streptophyta; Magnoliopsida; Brassicales; Brassicaceae
Product: UDP-glycosyltransferase 76D1-like
Molecular function (GO): quercetin 3-O-glucosyltransferase activity; quercetin 7-O-glucosyltransferase activity
Source: RefSeq, a predicted model, not a curated record